This is a messenger RNA of Oxyura jamaicensis (ruddy duck), 3433 nucleotides long. It is a transcript of the gene PDZD7, whose product is annotated as PDZ domain containing 7. Gene Ontology annotation, biological process: auditory receptor cell stereocilium organization; sensory perception of sound. Gene Ontology annotation, cellular component: plasma membrane; stereocilia ankle link complex; stereocilium tip. The record is from RefSeq and is a predicted model, not a curated record. Lineage: Eukaryota; Metazoa; Chordata; Aves; Anseriformes; Anatidae. Gene Ontology annotation, molecular function: protein binding.
CCCAGCGCCCCCCCCAGGGCGUCCCGCGGAGGAGGGGGGGGGUGACACGGGGCUCCCCCCGCUGCUCAGGGCCAGCCCCGGCAGCUUGAGCGACAGCUCCCCCGGCCGGCACACCGCCGGGACGGCCAAUCCCCGCGGGCAGCGGCGGGGGGAGGCGGUGCUGUGUGCCCCCCCCCUCGUCCUCUCCAUCCCCCCCGCGCUGCCGGUGUCUCUUUCGCAGGUGGCACCAUGGGGACAGGUUGUGCCACCGUGCCCGGGACCCCUCCUGCCGCCAGCCCCCAGCCGGCCCCGGCGCUGCGCUGCUGAGGAGCUCGCCCCAGCCCGGGCAUGUGCUGCUGGAGGGUGCCACGGCCCCCCCCCCGCCGGCGGGCAGCCCGGGCCCCGUGAGCACCCGGCGAGCCCCAGCCCGGCCGCACGGCCACCACCAUGGCCCAGGGCUGGGAGGACGCGGAGAUGACGGUGCCCGGGCGGUCGCGGAGCUCGAGCAGCGAGGUCAGCCUGGCGCCCCGCUGCCUGCUCAGCAAGCAGAGCCGCCUGCUCAACGGGGCCGUGCGGAGCGCCCGCGCCACGUCCCCCAUGGGGCGCGUCAUCCUCAUCAACUCGCCCAUCGAAGCCAGCAGCAAUGAGAGCGACGUUAUCAACGCCAUCACGGUGGAGAAGAGCGCGGACGGCAAGCUGGGCUUCAGCGUCCGUGGUGGCUCCGAGCACGGGCUGGGCAUCUUCGUGAGCAAGGUGGAGGAGGGCAGCGCUGCCGAGCAGGCUGGGCUGUGCGUGGGCGACAAGAUCACGGAGGUGAACAGCGUGAGCCUGGAGAACAUCACCAUGAGCAGCGCCGUCAAGGUCCUCACCGGCAACAACCGCCUGCGCAUGGUGGUGCGGCGCAUGGGCCGCGUGCCGGGCAUCAAGUUCUCCAAGGAGAAGACGGCCUGGGUGGACGUGGUGAACAGGCGCCUGGUGGUGGAGAAGAGCGGCUCGACGCCGUCGGAGAGCGGCUCAGAGGACGGCCUGCGGCGCAUCGUCCACCUCUACACCACCUCCGACGACUACUGCCUGGGCUUCAACAUCCGCGGCGGCCGCGAGUUCGGCCUCGGCAUCUACGUCUCCAAGGUGGACCCCGGGGGGCUGGCAGAGCAGAACGGCAUUCGGGUGGGCGACCAAGUCCUUGCAGCCAACGGAGUCAAGUUCGAAGACAUAAGCCAUAGCAAGGCGGUGGAGGUGCUCAAGGGGCAGACCCACAUCAUGCUGACCAUCAAGGAGACCGGGCGGUUCCCUGCCUACAAGGAGAUGGUGGCCGAGUACUGCUGGCUCAGCCGCUUGACCAACGGGCAGCUGCAGCAGCUGUCGCAGACGUCAGAGACCAGCUCCUCCAUCUCCUCCUACUCUUCGGGGCCACCACCGGCGGCGGUGAACGGGCUGGGGACGGCGGCCCCGGGGCCACCCACCCGCACCGUGGACGUGGCCAUCUCCACGGAGGACGGGCCGCGGCGGGGCUGGGCACGGGAGCGCGCCGAGCGGGCCAUGCAGACGGACCCAGCCACCGAGGGGCUGCCGGAGACGCGGCGCACCAUGCGGCCCCCCGAGCUGCUGCGGGACACGGCCAUCCGGGGCCAGGGCACCCGCGAGCCCCCCGGUACCCACCCGCGCCGCACCUUCAGCCACUCGCCCAAAACGGCGCUGCUGCUGGCGCUCAGCCGGCCUCGGCAGCCCAUCACACGCUCCCAAAGCGACCUCACCGUCGCUGAGGAGAAGCGGAAGAAGGAGAAGCCGGAGGGACAGGGGGCACAGGGGCCCCCCCCCCGGGCUGCACCGCUCCAAGACCCUCGUCAACCUCUUCUUCAAGGGCGGCCGUGCCACCAGCCAGAGCUGGGCCCCCCCCAGCCAGGACCCCCCCCGGCUCCGAGCGCCGGGCACGCGCCAAGUCCCCGGGGCGCCCCGAUGGGGACAGAGGUACCGACUGGGGGACAGGGACCUGGCCUGGCACAGGUCCCCCCUUAUGGUGCACCACAUGGGGGGGAGCGUGGAAAGGGGGUGCCCCCGUGUUCACAGUUUCAUCCUCCCCCCGGGUGCUCACCUGUCUCCAUCUCCCUUGCAGUAGGCGCCGUGCAGAAGUUUGUCAUCCGGAGCCUGAAGCGGGAGAAAAGCCGCCGUGCCAGCAUCCUGGCCCUGGCCGGCCCCACGGCCCCGCAGCCCAACGGCAGCGACCCCGAGGCACGGCUCCCGCUCAUCCAGGACACGGCGGCGCGGCUGCUCAGCCCCGACGAGGUGACGGCCGUGCUCCGCCACUGCACCCGGUACCUGCACGAGGGCAGCGUGGAGGAUCUGGUGAGGCCGCUGCUCGCCAUCCUGGACCGGCCCGAGAAGGUGCUGCUGCUGCGGGACGUGAGGAGCGUGGUGGCCCCCACGGACCUGGGCCGCUUCGACAGCAUGGUGAUGCCCCUGGAGCUGGAAGCCUUCGAUGCCCUCAAGAGCCGCUCAGUGCGGUCGCCUGCCCUCCGCCCGGCCCACCACGACUCCCCCCCCAAGAGACACCUCAUCACGCCAGUGCCUGGAAGCCAGCGGGGGCCCCGGAACUGGAGGAAGCUGGGGGGCUGCCGUCGAGCCCGUCCCGUCCACGGGCAUCCCCCAGCCCCCACCGGCUUCACCCCCGCUCCUACACCCCGCUCCCCGACGUGCCAGUGGACGCCUACGCCAGCACCAGCGGCCCCUCGCCCACCCCAGGGCCAGGACCCCCCAACUGGCUGCUGGCCGAGCCCCCCCCGCGAGGGGCGCAGGCGCUCGCGCAGCCCCCAGCCCACCCGGCGCACGGAGCCCCCCGGGGUGGGCGAGGACGGGCGCUGCUCAGGGCUGGGAAAGCCCCGGAGGGCACAGGCCCCCCUCGCACCCCUCUUUGGGGGGCCAGGAGGGGAGGCGGGAGGUGAGCCGGCCACUAACGGCCCCAAGGAGGAGGAGGAGGAGGAGGAGGAAGAGCGGCUGCUGACCGUCACCCUCUCCAAGCUGAAGCACUCGCUGGGGAUCAGCAUCUCGGGUGGCAUCGAGUCGCGGGCGCAGCCGGUGGUGAAGAUCGAGAAGAUCUUCCCCGGGGGAGCCGCCUUCCUCAGCGGCGUCCUCAAGGCGGGGCACGAGCUGGUGUCGGUGGACGGCGAGAGCCUGCAGAACGUGACGCACCAGCGGGCCGUGGACAUCAUCCGCCAGGCGUACCGCAACAAAGCCAAGGAGCCCAUGGAGCUGGUGGUGCGGGUGCCCGGCCGCCCCCCGGAGUGACACCAAAAAUACCUGCCCCCCCCCCCCCCCCCCCCCGGGGCUGAGAAGCCUUCCCGCGACCCCACGGAGCCGGCUCAUUCCUGCAGCGAGCUGUGGCCGGCCUCAGCGGGCAGGGACAGGGGACCCGCGGGCACCGAGGAGCUGCCCAAAGAGGGACCGAGGUGGGGGCACG